UAAUACGGGUAUUCCCAGCUUAUGUAAAGGUGGGAAUACACGAGCGCGCCACUGCUGUAAUGCAAUAUAGAUCGAACGGGAUUCGCGACUUAUUCGCUCGUGUGUACGUGAAUUUGAACACGCGCAGCGCACGGCUCAAAUGCCGCGCAGCGAUCAGGUUCCUGUCGGUUUUUCUGACGAACACAAAGGGAUUCGUUGCCGCAGUGUGGUCGGGUUCGGUUGCCAUUUGUCUCGGGAAGCGCGCACGCCCCAAACAUGGAGCGGUCAGAAGACGAUAUUUUGGGGCUCAUAGAGGCAUACAAAUCAUUCCCUGUACUGUGGAAUCCCGGAGAAAAUGAUUAUUAUAAAAAGAACAAAAAAGUGACGCUUGGACGGCGAAGACAGAAUGGAACUGAGGUGCUCGGGCUUGCGCGCCCCAUUCAGAUGGUUCGUUGCGUGCGCGUUGCUUGUUCGAGGUGCACCAAUUCACUCCGCGCAUCACUUGUAAUGCCACGUUACAGCCGCGGCGCGCUCGUGUAUUCCCACCUUAAGGCGCGCGGGACAGGCGUAACCUGCGUGAUUAUCAGAUUUUGUGCAAGGUGUGGGGCGUUGGCAUGUGAAGACAGCCAAGUGAAACCGAAAGUACUUGAUCAAUAGCGGCAGGUGAAUAUUUCUAACCUUAUUAAUAAUUGGCAAUAUGGGAGGCCUUUUCAGUAGUCAACAAAAUAAACAACAGAGGAAUUCAUUUUCAUCUGCCCAGUCAGCUCCACACAGGCCAUCAAGCAGUGCCCAGUUAGUAUCAUCACACACUACAUCUUUCUAUGAAGAUCCUACCAAUGUUCAGUCCCACCAGCAUGCAGCUUCACAGAGACAAAAAUUACUGGAGGAAAAGAUGAGACUUCAAUCCAAGGAGAAUGCACGACUGCCGUUUGUUUUACCUGUUAGCUGCAGACCUCUCAACAAAGCUGUUCUUCGACAGCCCUUAGCUGUAAACUGGGUUCCUAUGACCAUUAAUUCUGCAUUUGUCAGAAUGGAAGUUGAACAGGAUGCACAAGAGUACAAAACAGUUAAAAACCUUUUCAAGGCUACAACUAAAAAAGAAUUUAAUGUAAUUCAAAUUGAACGGGUACAAAAUCCUUAUUUAUUAGGCUGUUAUCUAUUGAAAAAGAAUGAGAUGGAGUGCAUGUCUGGUAAUUAUGUGAGAGAGAUGUACCUUUUCCAUGGAACAAAACAAAGUAAUGUAAACAGUAUUUGUGAGAAUAACUUUGACUGGAGGCUUCAUGGUGGUAGCACAGGGAACAGAUUCGGCCAAGGGGUGUCCUUCUCACCAAUUUCUUACUAUGCAAGCCAUUAUUCUGAUAAGAAUUCUGCCGUGAAAAUAAUGUUCCUGGCCAGAGUUCUGAUUUUGAAUAUUACUCAAGGUCAUGGGGGCAUGAUCAUUCCACCACUUAUAUCACAAACUUACAACCACAACAACACACUGAGGUAUGACACUUCCCAAAAAGAAAAUGGGCAUGUGAUUGUAAAAUUUUCUGACAGUGAGUAUUACCCAGAGUACUUAAUAUACUAUGCAGUUGAACCAGUUGUUAGAGGAAAUAGAAGACAUGACAUCUAUGAUGAAUACUAAACAGAUCAAUUUGAAGAUCAUAUACCACAAUAUUUUAUGCAUUACUGAACGGUCACUAAGAUUUGAAGGACAAUAAGCGUUUUAGAAUGUUAAUUUAGUUUUAACAUCUCACUCUCUUCAUUUGAGUGUACUGGAUAAAUGAUGACUUCAACUUAUUCAAGAUUCAUGAAAUAUAGUGGUCUAGUUGCAGUAAUAACUGAAAGAAGAGUAUAACUAAUAAAACCCACUAUCUUAUUACACAGACUUCCAUUCAUACAAAUUUUUUGUCUUAUUUAAGUAAUGUAAAUUUGUAAUCCUACAUAAAAAUGCAGUUUAGCUCAUGAUAAUUACAUGUUGGACUCGUGUUGAUGGUCAAAUGAUCAGAUACUAGUAGUCAAAAUGUUCUUAUUGCUUGCAAUUUUACUGUUUUCCACUGUGGGCAGUUAUUUAUGCUGUGCAUUACUUUGGUCAAGUAAUGCAAGGUUCAGUAUGCAUUUGUUAUGUGGAAUUCUAUAAUUAAAAAAAGAAAGAAGAAGACUGGAAUGUAUACACAGACAUUUUACAUCUUUUUGCCAUAGCAGAGCCUUUCAUAUUAUCCAGCAUGUGUAUGUUCAUGCAUCAAAAUAUUUAAGUGGCACGUUUUAUACAGUAGGUGGCAGCACUUAGAUUUUUUUUUUUUUGCAUCCUGCACACAACAAUUUUUCUGUUUAUUGUGUCCUCCAGUACUGUUCUUCUAUUACAGAGUUACAUUAUUUGGAUCCAGAAUUUGUCGGAUGAUAGUAGCAUAUUGAAUAAGCGGCCUCCGUAGUCUAGAGGUAACGUUCCCACCUCAUGACUCGUGGUACGCGGGUUCAAAUACCCGG
Molecule: messenger RNA, 2448 nt
Organism: Cryptotermes secundus
Lineage: Eukaryota; Metazoa; Arthropoda; Insecta; Blattodea; Kalotermitidae
Product: protein mono-ADP-ribosyltransferase PARP12
Exons: 2
Coding region: 677-1606 (309 amino acids)
Molecular function (GO): NAD+ poly-ADP-ribosyltransferase activity
Source: RefSeq, a predicted model, not a curated record